Messenger RNA from Nematocida ausubeli, 414 nucleotides. RefSeq lists its product as uncharacterized. The coding region runs from base 1 to 414 and encodes 137 amino acids. The transcript has a single exon. Lineage: Eukaryota; Fungi; Microsporidia. The record is from RefSeq and is a predicted model, not a curated record.
AUGAAAGUGUCCUUAAUUAUUGGAUUAUGCCUAUCUUAUAUAACAGCAGCAUAUUACGGUGAGUCUUGGAGAACAGACCCAGCACACCCAUUCUCUGUGUCUUCGCCAUAUUUCAACUCAGUGGAUUAUUAUAGAAGAAGGGGUGCCUGGAGUAGAUUUGGAAAUCCACUUAUAACACCAUAUUCCAGGUUAUAUGGGUCUGCAUAUCACGCAGCCAAGUUAAAUGCAUCUUACAGCCCACAUGCAUACGGACCAUGUGGUCAAGCAUAUGCAGCUGGGGCAUCAGAUUCAGCCAGGGCAGCAGCUGCUGCAUCCAGUGGGUAUUCCAGGUAUUCCAGGUCUAUUUCAGGACUAGCCCCAUCAUAUUGCGAUGAACCCAUGCUUUCUCCAUUUUCAGAUCCACCUUUAUACUAG